Mus musculus (house mouse) is the source of this 8682-nucleotide messenger RNA. RefSeq names its product ataxin 2-like (gene Atxn2l). Lineage: Eukaryota; Metazoa; Chordata; Mammalia; Rodentia; Muridae. Gene Ontology annotation, molecular function: RNA binding. Gene Ontology annotation, cellular component: membrane; nuclear speck; cytoplasm. The transcript is spliced from 23 exons. The coding region runs from base 4628 to 7936 and encodes 1102 amino acids. The record is from RefSeq and is a predicted model, not a curated record.
UGGCUGUCUUAGAACUCACUCUGUAGACCAGGUUGGCCUUGAACUCAGAAAUCCACCUGCCUCUGCCUCCCAAGUGCUGGGAUUAAAAGCAUGCGUUACUUUCCUACCUCCCAGCCUUCCUUGCAAUUUUUAAAUUCUUAAAUUUUAUCCCUUUCUGUUUCCUGGUCAACUGCUAUUUCAGGACUGCGUUGGAGUUUCUGGAAGCCCUGAGACUGACCUUGAGGCUGCGUUUACAGAACGAGUGGAGAUGAGAUGAGGGUAGCAGAGGCUGAGGAGAGUCAGGUCCAGUACAAUGUGACUCAGAACUUGAUGGAUGGUGCCAGAAAAAGCUAAUGUGACUCCUGAGAGUAUGAAGACUCUCAGGGAACAGAGUGGAAAUAGAUGGUAGGGGAGUUGUUAAAGUGUCGACAACCAGAAUCCUCAGCUGUGCACGCGACUACAAUCCCAAUUCUUGGGAGGCUGAGGCAGGGGGAUCAAGAGUUCAAGGCUGGCAUGGGGCACACAGUGAGAACCUGCCACAAAAAAAUAAGAGAAGGGGGCUGGCGAGAUGGCUCAGAGGGUAAGAGCACUGACUGCUCUUCCAAAGGUCCUGUGUUUAAAUUCCAGCAACCACAUGGUGGUUCACAAACAUCUGUUAUGAAAUCUGAUGCUCUCUUCUGGUGAGUCUUAAGUCAGCUACAGUGUACUUACAUAUAAUAAUAAAUAAAUCUUAAAAAAGAAAGAAAAAAGAAAGAAGAAAAGGGAGGGCAACAUACAAUAAUAAAAGUUAAAAUAAAUUAAGAAGUCAUCUGCUGCUUCUGUCACUGCUUGCCCCAUGGGUUGUAACUAUGGAGACUGAGCCUGGAUGUCUACUGGGAAAGAAAUGGGAGAGCUUGAGAAGGAAGUGGAGGAGACACUCAAGAAAGGGGCUUAUCCCCACCAGCACAGGUGGGACUGUCUCUCCAGUGAGGCUCAGGUAGCUCUUGCUGCCAGUGCUGGUGGAGGUUUACAUUGUUGCAGAGUUCCAUGCUACCUGAUGUAGGACAGCAACAGACCUUAGGGCUUCCCCAACCUAAAAGGUUCCGCUAGUAGGCUGUGUUAGUUGAUAUACAAAAUCUUCCCUCUUCCAAGUUGGGAAGUUUUUAUUUUAUUUCAGUUACUUUUUGUUUUUGACAGGGUCUUGCUAUGUAUCCUGAACAGCCUGGGACACACAGAGAUCUGCCUCCUGAGGGCUGGGAUAAAAGCACAUAUCCCAUCACCUGGGAGACAAGGGCAGACAGAUCUCUUGAGAGUUCCAGGGUAUCCUAGGUUACAUAGCAAUAAAGGGUGUGGGGGAAGGGGAUAGAAGGAUUAGAGAGAUGGAUCAGCUGUUGAGAAUGCUUGAUGUUCCUAAAAGGAAACCAGGUUUAUUCUCAGCACCCAUAUAGUAACACACAACAGCCUGUAAUCACAGUCCUAGGAUAUAUGACACCCUCUUCUGGCCUCUGAAGGUACCACCUGUGUAUGCAGUACACAAAUAUACACACAGAGAAAAUUCUCAUACACAUAAAAUAAGAGUAAAUAAAAUGGAGAGUUAAGACCACUGGAGGCUACAGGAUGAGACUAGCCACAACCACAAGGAGCAGCACUGGGCACCAGCUGCUUAAAAAUUGUAUCUGACUAGCAAUCCCAGCAUUCAACACAAUGAGCCCAUAUGCCUUACCUAAGACAAGCAAAGAGAGUGGCAUCUAGACAGGACAAACUCAGCUAAAACCACUUAUCACACAGCCUGAGUGACCUGGAUAUGGCCCAAGGAGGGCAUCAGAGCAGAACAGAAAGAAGUAUGUCCUUGGAGAUCAAUGGUCCUUUGUCUCUACCAAGUCUUAACUGAGUGGAGCAAGUGGUGGCUGUACCAGGCCCUGUCUCAAUUUUUUUUUUUUUUGAGACAGGGUUUCUCUGUGUAGCCCUGGCUGUCCCAGAACUCACUCUGUAGACCAGGCUGGCCUUGAACUCAGAAAUCCGCCUGCCUCUGCCUCCUGAGUGCUGGGAUUAAAGGCGUGCACCACCACGCCCGGACCCUGUCUCAAUUUUAAAAACAGAUUUCAAAUUCAAAUGCUCAUAGGGAACAACGGCAGCAGGCGGUAAAUGGAGAGUGUGGGUCCUGCUUGCCUAACACGUCAAUGAAACUCAAGAGGUCUUUUUUUUGUUUUUCGAGACAGGGUUUCUCUGUAUAGCCACAACUGUCCUGGAACUCACUCUAUAGACCAAGCUGGCCUCGAACUCAAGAAAUGCACCUGCCUCUGCCUCCCAAGUGCUGGGAUUAAAGGCAUGUGCCACCACUGCCUGGCUUGAAGGGGUUUUCCUUAAAGAUUUUCUUUUCUUUUUUUUUUUUUUUAAGAUUUUAUUUUCAAUCAUCCAUGUGUCUGUCUGUGUGAGUUGAUGCCAAGUUUGUAGGUACCUAUAAAAAACAGAGGCAGUAAACCCUCUGGCGCUUGAGUUGCAGGCAAUUAUGAGCUGUCUGACAUGGGUUCUGGGAAUUGAACCCAGGUUCUCUGGAAAACAAUACACAUUUGUCAUGGUUUGAAUAUGCUUGGCCCAGGGAGUGGCACUAUUUGGAGGUGUGGCCUUGUUGGAAUAGGUGGAAUAGUCACUGUGGGUGUGGGCUUUAAGACCCUCACCCUAGCUGCCUGGAAGUCAGUUUUCCACUAGCAACCUACAUGGUAUGCAUAAUGCACUCAAGCACACACAUGCCUACGAUAAAAUUUAAAAAUCUGGGAGCUGGAGAGAUGGCUCAGUUCCAGAGGACUUGGCUUUGAUUCUCAGCAACACAAUUGCAUGGCUUCUUAUCACUGUUAACUCCAGUCCCUGGGACCGGAUACCUGCUUCUGGCCUUCAAGACCAACACACAUACACACACACACACACUCUACACCAACAUACCUGCAAGGCAAACCACCCACACAUACAUUUUUAUUUUGUACACUGCUACCAAAUGACCUAUUUAUCUUUCCCCUGCUCCUAUACUUUUUAGGAAGUGUAUGCCGACUCUCACCUGACCCACUGGCCUCAGACUAAAUAUUUGAGGAUGACUUUAAAUUAAUUCCAUUUUUCCGCUUAUGAUGGGUUAUUAAUCUGAAGUGUAGAUUUGGACUCAUCUGUACUGCUAUAUUCAAUUUCUUAGUGUCUACCCAAUCCUAGAUUUAAUUUUUGGAUUAUGUUAUCAAUAAAGGGAUUUUAGGUUAACAUUCCAUGACAAAGUCUGGCUGUGCUGAUUUAUGUCUGAAUCAUAGCACUCAGAAGGCAGACAGAUCUCUGUGAGUUUUAAGACCACCAUGGUAUACACAAGGAGUUAAAAGCCAGCUACAGCUAUAGAGUGAGGAUUUCAGGCUCCAAUCAAGCUCCAUUUUUUCGUAUGUCCUGUCAGAUCCAUUUCGUCUGUAUAGAAAUCCAUUUUCCUGCCCUCUGUGUUUUACCAAGUACCUUUGCUCAAAUUAUAUAAAUCUUCCACUAGCUUGAGCUUUGAGUGGCUUAGUUACCCAAAGCAUGGACUUUUCCAUCAACUUUUCCUUUUGAAACAGGGUCUGCCCAGCUGACCUGAUAUUUAUUAUACAAUGCAGGAUAGCCUCAAACUUUUGAUCCUCCUACCUUCCCUUCCUAGUACUGGAAUUAAAGUUCUGAAGCACCAUAGCUGCCCUAAUUUUGAAUGAGGGCUGCCUUAAUAGGCAAGCACUAUACCACGGUUUUCUAACCGUGUCUUGCUAUGCAGCUGGAUUCUGUAAUAUACUCUUAGUCAGUCUGGCUUUCAGACGGCUUGUAUUGCUACUGUUCAGGGGGUCGCUCUCCCUGAAAGAAUCACUGAAUUUCAAUUUAGAAUUGGGCACAUUUGUUGGGAUGCACAUAUGCUCAGAAUAGUCAUUCUGACGCUCAUUAAUAUUUUAAAGCAGUUAAGAUGGAGAGCAGCACCUUUAAAAACCCACCUGCCUUAAGUUACCUGUACUAGGUUUUUCCAGUCCUAGGGAUUUUUUUUUUUCUCUUGCUCCCGAGACUCCGCCCACCGGUCACCCAGUGGCGGAAGAACCUCACGCUACGACGUGACACCUCACACCACCGCGGAGACUUUCUGACGUUACGCUGGCGGCGUGGGAGGGGCGGGUCCGCCGGCACUUCCCCUUCCCGGCUUUGGCCCCGCCCACCCUCGUUGUGAAGCAACCGCGGCCGCCAGCAUUUAAGGUGGCUCAGAACCUAGAGGUGCGCUAAGCGCCUGCGCGGCUCCUUUUCCGCCCCAGGGGCUAGGCCGGUCGGAGCCACGGCUCGAGCCUCUCCUCUGUUCCGGAACUAACCGCCUGGCGGCGCUCCCCGCGCCCCUCCCCCGCCGGCGCUUCCGCCCGCGCUCCUCCCUCUCCUUCUCCAGCGACGCGCACGCGCGCCAGGCCGGCUCGCGCCCUCUCGCUGUCCACCGGCCCGCGAGAUCCCCCCUCCCCUUCCGCCUCGCGGCGCUUCCUCGCGCCGCCGUCUUCUCGAUCCACCCCUGACACCGCGGGGCUCCCCCCGCCCGCCAACGGCGGGUCCCCUGCUUGGCGAUCUCUUUCGCUUCCCGCGCUCUCCAGCAGGGGCCCGGCCCCAGGCCCUCUUUCCCUUCCCUCUUAUUUCUCUUCCGGACGCUGCCAUCAUGUUGAAGCCUCAGCCGCCACAACAGACCUCCCAACCCCAGCAGCCGCCCCCCACGCAACAGGCCGUGGCUCGCCGGUCUCCCGGCGGGACCAGCCCUCCCAACGGCGGCCUCCCGGGACCGCUGACCGCCACCGCGGCUCCCCCGGGGCCUCCCGCAGCGGUCUCUCCGUGCCUGGGGCCUGCAGCCGCUGCCGGCAGCGGACUUCGCCGCGGAGCCGAAAGCAUCUUAGCGGCGUCAGCGCCGCCGCAGCAUCAAGAAAGGCCAGGGGCAGUGGCUAUCGGCAGCGUCAGGGGACAGACCACCGGAAAGGGACCCCCACAGUCACCCGUGUUUGAAGGUGUCUAUAACAAUUCCAGGAUGCUGCAUUUCCUGACAGCUGUAGUGGGUUCUACUUGUGACGUAAAGGUGAAAAAUGGCACCACUUACGAGGGCAUUUUCAAGACUCUGAGCUCAAAGUUUGAACUGGCAGUUGACGCGGUGCAUCGGAAAGCAUCUGAGCCAGCAGGUGGGCCUCGCCGGGAAGACAUUGUGGACACCAUGGUGUUUAAACCAAGCGACGUUCUGCUUGUCCACUUCCGAAAUGUUGACUUCAAUUAUGCUACUAAAGAUAAGUUCACUGACUCAGCCAUUGCCAUGAACUCUAAGGUGAAUGGAGAACACAAAGAGAAGGUGCUUCAACGUUGGGAGGGCGGUGACAGCAACAGUGACGACUACGAUCUGGAAUCCGAUAUGUCUAAUGGAUGGGAUCCCAAUGAGAUGUUCAAAUUUAAUGAGGAGAACUAUGGAGUGAAGACCACCUAUGACAGCAGUCUAUCUUCUUACACGGUUCCCUUAGAAAAGGACAACUCUGAAGAGUUUCGGCAGCGGGAGCUUCGAGCGGCCCAGUUGGCUCGAGAGAUUGAGUCUAGUCCCCAGUACCGCCUACGGAUUGCUAUGGAAAAUGACGAUGGGAGAACAGAGGAGGAGAAGCACAGUGCUGUUCAGCGGCAGGGGUCUGGGCGGGAGAGCCCCAGCUUGGUAUCCAGGGAGGGGAAGUAUAUCCCCCUGCCUCAGCGAGUUCGAGAAGGUCCCCGGGGAGGAGUUCGAUGCAGCAGUUCUCGAGGAGGGCGCCCUGGCCUUAGCUCUUUGCCACCUCGUGGCCCUCACCAUCUUGACAACAGCAGUCCUGGCCCUGGGUCUGAGGCACGUGGUAUCAAUGGAGGUCCUUCCCGCAUGUCCCCCAAGGCACAGCGGCCUCUGAGAGGUGCCAAGACCUUAUCUUCACCCAGCAAUAGGCCUUCUGGAGAAGCUUCUGUUCCUCCAACAUCUGCAGCUCUCCCUUUUCUUCCAGUGGGCCGGAUGUACCCUCCACGGUCUCCCAAGUCUGCUGCCCCUGCCCCAGUCUCAGCUUCCUGUCCUGAGCCUCCCAUUGGUUCGGCAGUGGCGUCCUCUGCCUCCAUCCCUGUGACAUCAUCAGUUGUGGAUCCUGGUGCAGGCUCUAUUUCCCCGGCAUCUCCAAAACUCUCCCUGACCCCUACAGAUGUAAAAGAACUCCCAACCAAGGAGCCCAGUAGGAAUUUGGAAGCCCAAGAACUGGCCCGCAUAGCUGGGAAAGUCCCUGGCCUUCAGAAUGAACAAAAACGAUUUCAGUUGGAAGAACUGAGAAAAUUUGGGGCCCAGUUUAAGCUUCAACCUAGUAGCUCCCCUGAGACGGGCCUGGAUCCAUUUCCUUCCCGGAUCUUGAAAGAAGAGGCCAAAGGAAAGGAGAAAGAGGUGGAUGGUCUAUUGACUUCAGAUCCUAUGGGAUCCCCAGUCUCCUCUAAGACAGAAUCCAUAUUGGAUAAGGAAGACAAAGUGCCCAUGGCAGGAGUAGGAGGGACUGAGGGGCCAGAGCAGCUCCCAGCACCUUGUCCCAGCCAAACCGGCAGUCCUCCAGUGGGCCUCAUCAAGGGGGAUGAGAAAGAGGAGGGCCCUGUUACUGAACAAGUGAAGAAGUCUACUUUGAACCCCAACGCCAAGGAGUUCAAUCCAACAAAACCUCUGCUGUCUGUGAACAAAUCUACCAGUACUCCAACUUCACCAGGGCCCCGUACUCAUUCAACACCUUCUAUACCGGUGCUGACAGCAGGCCAGAGUGGGCUCUACAGUCCCCAGUACAUCUCAUAUAUACCUCAGAUCCACAUGGGACCAGCUGUACAGGCGCCUCAGAUGUAUCCAUAUCCUGUAUCCAAUUCCGUGCCUGGGCAGCAGGGCAAGUACCGGGGUGCAAAAGGCUCACUUCCUCCUCAGCGCUCUGACCAACACCAACCAGCCUCAGCCCCUCCAAUGAUGCAGGCUGCUGCUGCUGCUGCUGGCCCACCCCUGGUGGCUGCCACACCCUAUUCCUCCUACAUCCCCUACAACCCACAGCAGUUCCCAGGCCAGCCUGCCAUGAUGCAGCCCAUGGCACACUACCCUUCACAGCCGGUGUUCGCCCCUAUGCUUCAAAGUAAUCCACGAAUGUUGACAUCGGGAAGCCAUCCCCAGGCCAUCGUGUCGUCCUCCACUCCUCAGUACCCUGCUGCAGAGCAGCCUACCCCCCAAGCCCUCUAUGCCACUGUUCACCAAUCCUAUCCACACCAUGCCACGCAGCUCCAUGGCCACCAGCCGCAGCCGGCCACCACACCUACUGGGAGCCAGCCACAAUCCCAGCAUGCGGCCCCCAGUCCCGUUCAGCACCAGGCGGGGCAGGCCCCUCACCUGGGCAGUGGACAGCCACAGCAGAAUCUGUACCAUCCAGGGGCCCUAACAGGCACGCCACCUUCUCUACCACCGGGACCUUCUGCCCAGUCCCCUCAAAGCAGCUUCCCCCAGCCAGCUGCUGUGUAUGCCAUCCAUCCCCACCAGCAGCUGCCCCACGGCUUCACCAACAUGGCCCAUGUUACCCAGGCCCAUGUCCAAACUGGAGUCACAGCAGCCCCGCCCCCACACCCUGGGGCUCCCCACCCGCCCCAGGUGAUGCUGCUGCACCCCCCCCAGGGCCAUGGGGGGCCCCCCCAAGGCGCGGUGCCCCCGAGUGGGGUGCCUGCACUCUCAGCUUCCACACCCUCACCCUACCCCUACAUCGGACACCCCCAAGGUGAGCAGCCUGGCCAGGCGCCUGGAUUUCCAGGAGGAGCCGAUGACAGGAUUCUAUGUAGGGUGGGCAGAAGCCACAGUCGCCGCCGCCAGGGGCUUGCUCCUGGCUCUGUCCUUUGCUUCCCUCCGUCCUCGCUCAGUUGUGAUCCAGCAGCCCCCCUCCCCACUGCCUCCCCAGCUCUCAGUGACCCCGACUGUCUCCUGACUUAGCCGAGGUAAGGUCAGCGCAGCAGACAGGGCCAGACUGGGGCGUGGGGGGCUGAGCUGGGCAACUGAGUAAGGGCUCUGGCCUACUGGGAAACAGCGAUUGACCUGUGCUUCUGACAGUCCCCUGAGACUCCUCGAGGAGGCCGCUCCUCCCCACACCCCUCACCCCCUGGACGCAUUGACAGAGGGACAGCUGCUCGGGUUCUAAUGCUCCUGCUCUCUCUCUUUCCCCUCCAACCAGUUCAAUCUCAUCCCUCCCAGCAGCUCCCCUUCCACCCCCCGGGGAACUGAAGAUUGUCCUGGCCGCGACCUGAGACCUCCAUGAGUGGAGGGAAGAGUGAUCUAUGUCUCUUCCCCCCAGCAGCUGGGACCAGUCCUAGCCCCGUCCCCAACCCCUUUCCCUUGGGGAGUUGGGGGAAUUCCUGCCAAGCACCUUGAAUGGGAGGGGUCCUUCAAGUGGGCCGGGCUGGGGUCCAACGGGGGUGGGGGAGGUUCCUGCUCUGCCCCAGCUGGGUCCUACCCAGUCUUGUCCUCCCAUCCUCUCAUCUAUUCCCCCCCGCCCCCUGGAGACGGAAGAUCUUUUAUUUUCUAUUAUUUAUAACCUCAGACUUGGGCCCCCUGUUCUUCUCCAUUAACUUGAGUGUUCUGUGUGAGACCAACAGACAGAUGCCUCAAGGACUUUUACUUUUUAUUACAUAAAAAAAUUAAAAAAAAAUAAAAUAAAAAAAUAAAAUUUUAAACUAACUUAA